AUGGCUUCCUCCAAGCCUCUGUCUCGCUUCUGGGAAUGGGGCAAGAAUAUCGUGUGCGUGGGGAGGAACUACGCAGACCACGUCAAGGAGAUGCGCAGCGCGGUGCUAAGCGAGCCUGUGCUUUUCUUGAAGCCGUCCACCGCGUACGCUCCCGAGGGCUCACCGGUGUUAAUGCCCGCCUACUGCCAGAACCUGCACCACGAGGUGGAGUUGGGAGUGCUCUUAGGCAGGCGUGCUCAAGCCGUCCCCGAGGCUGCCGCCAUGGACUACGUGGCCGGCUACGCCCUGUGCCUGGACAUGACUGCCAGAGAUGUGCAGGAAGAGUGCAAGAAGAAGGGACUUCCCUGGACCCUGGCCAAGAGCUUCACGGCCUCCUGCCCUGUCAGCGCCUUCGUGCCCAAGGAGAAGGUCCCUGACCCUCAUGCCCUAAGACUGUGGCUCAAGGUCAACGGUGAACUCAGGCAGGAGGGCAAAACAUCGUCUAUGAUCUUUUCCAUCCCCUACAUCAUUAGCUACGUUUCCAAGAUAGUAACCUUGGAAGAAGGAGAUCUUAUAUUGACCGGGACUCCAAAGGGGGUUGGGCCAGUUAAAGAAAAUGAUGAGAUCGAGGCUGGAAUAGAUGGGGUGGUUAGUAUGAAGUUCAAGGUGAAAAAGUCAGAAUACUGAGUUGUUCUUAACGAGUGUCAAAGGAGAAAGGAGACAUAAGCAAGUGAAGUAACUAAAUGUCAAUCUUAAUGAAAAUUUAAAAUGAGUCCGUAAAAAUAAGUAACGUGAUUUUAAAAAUUGGGGCAGAAAGAGAAUAACCAAACUAAAGAAUAUUUAAUGCUUCCCAAGAGGAGAUGUGUUAAGACUUACGUAAAUCGUCUAUAAUUCCAUUAAUGAUGUUACCCUUUAGGAAAGCUGUUUAUACACUCCAGUUGGUUCUUACUAGGGAAAGCUCUUCAUCCCAAAAUCAGAUAAAAGUUUUGUUAAGCGAGCAAUUGGUAAAGUUCUGCCUUGUUUACUUGGAAUGUAUAUAUUGGACUGUGACUUCUGAGUUUGGGAGGUAAUUUUGAAAUUGUUUUCCAAAUAAACACGUUUCUUACGUGA
Myodes glareolus (Bank vole) is the source of this 1089-nucleotide messenger RNA. RefSeq names its product FAH domain containing oxaloacetate decarboxylase 1 (gene Fahd1). NCBI's taxonomy places the organism in Eukaryota, Metazoa, Chordata, Mammalia, Rodentia, Cricetidae. Gene Ontology annotation, cellular component: mitochondrion. The record is from RefSeq and is a predicted model, not a curated record. Gene Ontology annotation, molecular function: acetylpyruvate hydrolase activity.